AUGAACGGAAUAGCAUCUGACCCUGCCCUUGAGGCAGUAGAAUCUGGAGAUGCGCAACUUGCGCCUCACUCUCAGCAACCAUCCAACACUUGCUCCUCCAUCAACAUGAUCAGCAACGCUGACCAGGCACGACUUGAAAUUCUGCGGUUGAGCAACUUUUUCGGACUUGGCAUCCAGUCGAAUCAAAUCAUCGUUCCUCAGCCAGUCCCAACUCUUACAAAACCACGAACAUUACUUACGCUUCCCGGGGAAAUUCGAAACGACAUACUCAGAAUUCUGUUGCAUAACCAAGACCUUGGAAAGGCGGCGUCGGUCGACCAAGAAGAGAACGACGGUGUGACUCGACAAUAUGGCCUAAGUCCAGCUGUGCUGAGGCAAAAGUUCUUCAUUGCCUGCUUCCCGAGACGCAAUAACCACCUGAGCCCUUUGACGCGCUUUAUUAGAGACGAUAUCUGGGAAACCCCACUGCGUUCUCUACCAGCAGUCAAGAAAGUCAAGCACUGGACCGUGAUUCUCAGCACGUAUGGUUUCGAAUAUCCUGCAGAGAUUCGACCAUUCGAGGAUUGCUGCAGAGCUAUGUGCGAUUCUUCAAUAGCGUCUAUCAAUGUCUGUGUUGUUCUUAAGGGCAUGGAGACUACGACAGCUGAUGAUACGGAUUACGAGACUCCCAAAGCAGCUCUUUCCCCCUUGAUGAUGCUCCGUGGACUGGGUCCAAAGAUUCUUACCAUUCGACAUGCGGAACUAUCCGAAGUUCACAAUGUUGUGGACCUAUUCCAAACUGUGCUAGACUUCGAGUCUGUCCUAAUUGAUCUGCCGAGUAAGGACAUGAAAGAGAUCAUGGAGACGGUACAAGGUCAAACACAUGUAGAGCUGCCUUUCAAGAUGUACGAGGCUCUACUUGAAUAUUGUCAGACGUUCGAACAGCAUCCAUUAUUCAAGAAGGGGAUGGAGCUUGAUUACCAUGAGACGCGCCAUCAAUUCAAACGACAAUACCGACGCAUCUGUGAAGCUUCGACAAAUGUGGUCGAAUUUGUCAAUGCGACAAAGGAGUCGACACUAUUCUUCGAUGCCAAUGAAAUGACUGGAGAUCAAGUCUACCCGAGAAGCGGGGAAAAUGGCGCCAGAUUUCAGGCACUGCUCCUAGCUCAGGACUAUCUCGAAGCAUUCGAGAGAGAAUGUCCAUUAGACACCAGAGUACAGAAGUUCGUGCAGAAGCGAAAAUUGGACCAGCUCUACUCCGAAUUGCACCGGGGCGACAUCAUUCGGCGCUUGCAGGCCGCCAUGGAUUUCUGCGAUCAUUCCAAGCUGUCUUUCAUUCUCCGCGAUCUCAUCGAUAGUUUAGAUGAUCAGUUGAUUGAAAUCCGCCAAGCUAGAAAGACGCUCUUCCUCUGGGAUGGCGAAGUCGAGAAUCGAGGUGUUGACAUCCAUCCAAGAGAUCCAGUUUGUGGGGAGCAUAUCAAUUGGUCUGUCACCGAACCUGUGCUUGGACCCGAACAGGGAUUCAACCCGGAUCCAGAAGAGGUUGAUGCUAGCAAUGGAAGUGAUCCUGAUGAUGGAGACGACGGGGAUAAUGAUGACCAAAGUGAUGACGAGGAUGAGAACGAGAACGACGAGGUUGAGUCGAGGUCAGAUGGUAGGGAAGAGCAUGAGGGGAAUUCGGAGGCGGAAUCCGGUGUGAGUGAUGGUGGAAAUCCAGAGGCGGAGCAAAACCAGCAGGACGUUCUUCCAAAUUUGGCUGCUGACAAUAGUUCCUCCAGCGCCACAUCUGGAUUGUGAGGUUUAGAGGCUCGGAUAAUUUGGUCAAGACGCUAUUAUUCGGUCUCGGACGUCAUCAUGUCUGGCGCGGCUGAUCGGGAAAUUAGGAUGGGGAUCUGAGGUUCUUCAUCUGAGAAAACUUUCAACGAACGAACUGGGCUGGGUGGUGAUACUUAUUUCUUGUUUCUUUCCUUCCAGCGUCUUCACUUUCCUUACUUUCCAGACUUGAUUCUUUAUAUCCUUGCUGUUUCAUUCCUUUAGCGAUCGGCUCCUCCUUCGUCCACUUUUUCUAGUUUGUCAGAUAGGUGGGAGUUUAGAUUGCAUACACCUUGCGAUGUUUAUUGGCAAUAAGACUCAGUUGACUCGUCGG
This is a messenger RNA of Mollisia scopiformis, 2125 nucleotides long. RefSeq lists its product as uncharacterized. The record is from RefSeq and is a predicted model, not a curated record. The transcript has 4 exons. NCBI's taxonomy places the organism in Eukaryota, Fungi, Ascomycota, Leotiomycetes, Helotiales, Mollisiaceae. Bases 1 to 1776 code for a protein of 591 amino acids.